Aspergillus fijiensis CBS 313.89 is the source of this 1083-nucleotide messenger RNA. RefSeq names its product MBL fold metallo-hydrolase. The transcript has a single exon. Lineage: Eukaryota; Fungi; Ascomycota; Eurotiomycetes; Eurotiales; Aspergillaceae. The record is from RefSeq and is a predicted model, not a curated record. The coding region runs from base 22 to 909 and encodes 295 amino acids.
GCUCUACAUUCAAGAAUGAAAAUGUCUCCUAUUCGCCGUUUGAUCGUUGCCAGUGUGCUCGCAGCUGCAACUCAUGUUUCCGGUUCUCCUUUGCCCGACGGACCAGAACAGGGUGGAAACAUUAAUUUCAACAUCACCCAUAUUAUCAACGCUGCCUCCGUUCUUGAGAUAAACGGCGUCAACUUUCUCGUCGAUCCCUUCUUCUCGCCUCAAAACACCACAUUUCCCAUUGCUGGCUUUACCAGACAGCUUUGGUCUAUUUUGGAGCCGGCCUUGCAGCCAGAGCAAAUCCCUCCCAUCGAUGCUGUCCUCCUCAGCCACGAGGACCACCCUGACAACCUUGACCCUAUCUCCCGAAUGAGGUUCCUCGAUGGUCGUCGUGUCCUGACUACUCCUGCUGGUACCGAAGCUCUGAAGCCAAGGCCAGGAGUGCAGGCUAUGAAGGACUGGGAAACAAUGAGCCUGAAAUUGAAUGGGAAUGAUUGGAACUUUACAGGGACACCAUGCGAGCACGUGCCCGGUGAGGAUGUGAUCGGGUUUGUCAUUGUUGGUCCCAACUUCGGGACUACUGACGGCCUUCCAAAUGCAAUCUGGUACUCCGGUGAUACCAUCUACCUUCCAGGCUUGGCGCAGAUCAAAGAAAGAUUCCAUGUCAAAGCUGCUCUCAUCAACAUGGGUGCUGCAUACGUUCUCAUGGAUGAUGCGAUGCCGCUCCGGAUUACCAUGAAUGGCACUGAGGUGGCUCAGACAUUCCAAGACGUGGGCGCAGAGGUUCUCGUGCCCUUGCAUUACAGCUCCUUUAACCACUUCCCGGAAGCAAAGGAAGGCGUGGUGCAUGACUUCGAGCUAUCAGGAAUCAGUGACAAGGUUCAUUGGGUUACUCCCGGUGAAUCGACCAAGAUCAUCUGAUAAUCUCUUGGAUAGUUGAUCUGGCCUGGAUAUCAGUGGCUCAAUCUGGAGGGCCAUAGCCAGUCGAUUGUAUUUAAUACUGAAAUCUAGUUUCUCAGUGGGAGUUAGUUGGAUAGAGACCAAAGGGCAUUUGAAUUAUCUGAUAGAUACAUGGCUAGCUAUUCAUCAAUUGAG